AUGGGCCAUCUGUCUCCUACCAGGACCAUGCGCCUCUGGGGGCCUCGGAGCCUGGGGGUGGCUCUGGGAGUCUUCAUGACCAUCGGAUUUGCCCUCCAGUUCUGGGGGGGUCCCUUCCAGAGGAGGCUCCCCGGGCUGCAGCUCCGACAGUCCUGGGCUCCAUCCCCGGGACUAGCUCUUCCGUCCUGCUCACCACGACAGCGACUCGUGUUCCUCAAGACUCAUAAAUCCGGGAGCAGCUCUGUGCUGAGCCUGCUGCAUCGCUACGGGGACCGGCACGGGCUGCGCUUCGCCCUCCCUGCCCGCUACCAGUUUGGCUACCCAAGACUUUUCGAGGCCUCUCGGGUCAAAGGCUACCGCCCUCAGGGUGGAGGCACCCAGCCCCCCUUCCACAUCCUCUGUCAUCACAUGAGGUUCAACCUGAAAGAGGUACUUCAGGUCAUGCCUUCUGACAGCUUCUUCUUUUCCAUUGUUCGAGACCCAGCAGCUCUGACCCGCUCUGCCUUCUCCUACUAUAAAUCCACCUCGUCGGCUUUCCGCAAAGCACCCUCCUUGGCUGCCUUCCUGGCCAAUCCUCGAGCCUUCUACCGGCCAGGGGCCCGUGGAGACCACUAUGCGCGCAACUUGCUAUGGUUUGACUUUGGCCUCCCCUUCCCUCCAGAGAUGAGGACCAAAACAGGGAAUCCUCGCCCCCCCAGAGACCCCAAGGCCCCACAGCUGCGUGUCUUGCCUUCUGGUGCUGGCCCUCCAGCCCACACCCUGGAUCCUAACGCUCUCUUCCAUCCUGUUCCCACCCUUGCUGACGGUCACAGUAGGACAUCCAGCCCUGCUUCUUCAGAUUUGGGAUCUUCAUCCUUCAUCCAGUGGAGUCUGGCCUGGCUGGACUCUGUCUUUGACUUGGUCUUGGUGGCCGAGUACUUCGAUGAGUCACUGGUCCUGCUGGCAGAUGCCCUGUGCUGGGGGCUAGAUGACGUGGUGGGCUUCAUGCACAACGCCCAGGCUGGAGGCAGGCAGAGUGGAAGUGCUGUCAGUGACGAUGGGCUAACUGCUGAGGACAAGCAGCUGACUGCACGGGCCCGGGCCUGGAACAAUCUAGACUGGGCUCUCUAUGUCCACUUCAACCACAGUCUGUGGGAACGGAUAAAGCAAUAUGGCCAGAGCCGGCUGGACAGUGCUGUGGCGGAGCUCCGGGCUCGCCGAGAGGCCCUGGCUAAACAUUGUCUUGUGGGGGGUGAGGCUUUAGACCCCAAAUACAUCACAGACCGGCGGUUCCGCCCUUUCCAGUUUGGGUCAGGAAAGGUUCUGGGCUAUGUGCUUCGGAGUGGACUGAGCCUCCAGGACCAGGAAGAGUGUGAGCGCCUGGCUACCCCUGAGCUACAGUACAAGGACAAGCUGGAUGCCAAGCAGUUUCCCCCAACAGUCUCUCUGCCCCUUAAAAAUUCAAGGCUAUCCUCUCCCUAGGCAUCAGACCACUACAUCUUAAGCUGAAGAGCCGCUAAGCCACAGGGCACAUGUGAUGAGUGUGGGGCAGUCAAAUGCCUUGUUUCCCUCAGAAAGCAUAUCUGCUCCCUAGAGGACCAGUGGAACUUUGCAUGGAGUGGGCUCCAUGACCUACUGCCUGUGCAGAGGAAUCCCAGUCCUACCAGUAACCUCCUCCCUCCCCCUUUUGGCCCCUUCCUCUUUCCAGCGCGACCCCCACACACUGCAGUUCCAAGUAGCACUCUCAGAGGUGCCCUGGAGGAGCAAACCUUGGAGUAUGUCAGAGAAAGCUUGGAACCCAAAGGACUGGAAUAAUGAGUCCAUUUCUAUAUGAAAUAUUUGUUACUGGGCUAUGCUCAUUUCACCAUGAAAUGUUUGUUGAAUGAAUAAAUAAUUUGGAACUUC
This is a messenger RNA of Phacochoerus africanus (Common warthog), 1884 nucleotides long. RefSeq names its product galactose-3-O-sulfotransferase 4 (gene GAL3ST4). Gene Ontology annotation, biological process: glycolipid biosynthetic process. Lineage: Eukaryota; Metazoa; Chordata; Mammalia; Artiodactyla; Suidae. The record is from RefSeq and is a predicted model, not a curated record. The transcript is spliced from 3 exons. The coding region runs from base 1 to 1461 and encodes 486 amino acids. Gene Ontology annotation, cellular component: membrane. Gene Ontology annotation, molecular function: galactosylceramide sulfotransferase activity.